This is a messenger RNA of Daldinia vernicosa, 1960 nucleotides long. Its product is annotated as YVTN repeat-like/Quino protein amine dehydrogenase. The record is from RefSeq and is a predicted model, not a curated record. Gene Ontology annotation, molecular function: protein binding. The coding region runs from base 159 to 1457 and encodes 432 amino acids. The transcript is spliced from 3 exons. Lineage: Eukaryota; Fungi; Ascomycota; Sordariomycetes; Xylariales; Hypoxylaceae. Gene Ontology annotation, cellular component: nucleolus. Gene Ontology annotation, biological process: ribosomal large subunit assembly.
UCCACCACCCCGCGAUAUCAUAUUUCAAUUUACGAGGAAACCGGCGAUUGACCGUCAAGUUUUAACCCUUACUUUUCAAGGCCAGGUGCCUAGUGUAUUUACGUAUAAACGAAAUAAAAGUCUACGUUUUCUUUUGAUUAUUCGUCACAUCUAGCGCCAUGGCUACUGUAGCCCCGCCACCCUCGAAACGACAGCGACGGGAAGCUCUAGAGCGUACUCAGCUUCAGCAAGAUGUUACGCCUCCGGCCAUCGAGGCUGGCUCGUUUAAGGCACGAUUUGUAGACAACGACGGAAACCAAUUAGCCGAGACCAUAGAAGUUCCCCUAGCUGAUGCGACUGAAAAGAACGUCUCUUUACUGCUUAAUACUCUACUAGGAAGGGAACGUGAAGAGUUUACACCUUAUCGCUUUCGCAUACAUCUACCGAGCUCUGAUACGGUAAUUGAUAACUACCCAACACCUGCCGAAUUCUUAGCUGUCCUCCGUAAACAUGGCAUCGAGAAUCCCUUCGAGACCACAAUUACCUUAUCCGCCGAGCCCCAAGCCGUAUUUAAAGUACAAGCCGUGACGCGCAUGUCAAAUAAGAUCCCAGGGCAUGGUGAAGCUAUUUUAGCGGCUCAAUUUUCGCCUAAGACGAGUAGUCUUUUAGCAACUGGUUCGGGUGAUAAUACAGCAAGAAUAUGGAAUACAGACAGCGGCACGCCGAAGUAUACUCUUAAGGGUCAUUCAGGAUGGGUCUUGGCAUUGGCAUGGCGUCCAGAUGGACAGAACCUAGCUACUGGUAGUAUGGACAAGACAGUCCGAAUAUGGGAUGAAUCAGGACAAGCCGUUGGUAGACCAUUCAAUGGUCAUUCUAAAUGGAUCACGAGCAUAGCAUGGCAACCGUUUCACUUAUGGCGCGAUGAUACGCCGAGAUUAGCAAGUGCUAGUAAAGAUGCUACAAUACGAGUAUGGUUUGCGAAUACCGGCAUAACAGAGCAUGUUCUGUCAGGGCACAAAGGCAGUGUUAGCUGUGUUAGGUGGGGUGGGACGGACCUGAUUUAUAGUGCUAGCCAGGAUAAGACGAUCAAGGUAUGGAAUGCGAUCGACGGGACGCUUAAACAUACGUUGGCGUCGCAUGCCCAUUGGGUAAACCAUCUUGCGUUGUCAACGGAUUUCGUGCUUCGAACAGCCUUCUAUGAUCACACGAAGAACGUACCCACGUCUACGGAAGAGAAGCGAGCGAAAGCGAAAGAGCGCUUUGAGAAGGCGGCGAAGCAACAAGGUAGGAUAGCGGAGCGGGUUAUCUCAGCCAGUGACGACUUCACGAUAUAUCUCUGGGACCCGGAACAAGGUACAAAACCUUUAGCACGACUUUUAGGGCACCAGAAACAAGUUAAUCAUGUUUCUUUUUCCCCGGACGGGACGUUGAUUGCUAGCGCUGGCUGGGAUAAUCAUAUUAAGAUAUGGGGCCGGUAAGUCAUCUACACCCGUCACGGUGCAUGUGCUCCUUAGCUACCGAUGGACUCAUGCAAUGGAAUGUUGCUAAUAUGAUAAGCAGCGACGGGAAAUUUCUCGCGACAUUGCGAGGCCAUGUAAGUCUACAUCUCGAAUCAUGUUAUUUUAUUGGGUUAAAUCCCCAAGAACCACCCACCUGCAUAACUUUGCUGCGGCUGGCGAGAAAUAAACAUGAUUGCUAACCAAGGUUAGGUUGCACCGGUAUACCAAUGUGCGUUCUCAGCCGAUUCGGUAAGUACUCGUCUUAUUUAUUUGUGUUCUCUGUGGAGGAUUCCGUAGGAGCUGAAGGGAAAUUUUUUUCCUUUGUGCAUCUUUGCGAUAUUUUUCAAAGUGCUGACAUGUGAUUACCAGCGUUUACUUUGCUCUGGAUCGAGGGAUACUACUCUGAAGGUGUGGGAUAUGCGGUCCUUUAAGAUGUCAGUUGAUUUACCCGGUCAUGAAGAUGAGGUCUAUGCGUUAGAUUG